CCUGUACGGAUUUUUGUUUUGUCUAUAUCAGGCGCUGUACUUGGAUUUCUGCGUUGUCGCUAUGUCUCGAGCCUCCAAGUUAACAUUGGCCUGCACCGGCCUCGGCACAGCCGGGAUCGUCUACUUUGUGCACUGGUCUCAGGUGCAAGAGAAGGCUGCCAUGCACCGCGGCGUCGAGCGCGACGUCGAAAAGCAGCGCGUCCGCCUCGAACGACAAGCCGACUUCGACAUGCAAAAGGCCCUCGAGGAGGAGUAUCGGAAAAUGCAGAGUGUGUCGCCUAGCGGGGCGGGGCCAGGGACGGGGACAGGAACAGCAGGGGCGUCAAACACGGGACAGGCGACGUGACCUGGUUGUACACUGGCUGGACAGGACGGCCGGUGGUGGUGUGGUUAUAGACGCUCGGUGUGGUGCUGCAUAUGCUGCAUAUCCUGUGCUGGGCUGGGCUUAG
This is a messenger RNA of Aspergillus candidus, 449 nucleotides long. Its product is annotated as protein PET117. The record is from RefSeq and is a predicted model, not a curated record. NCBI's taxonomy places the organism in Eukaryota, Fungi, Ascomycota, Eurotiomycetes, Eurotiales, Aspergillaceae. The transcript is spliced from 2 exons. Gene Ontology annotation, cellular component: mitochondrion. The coding region runs from base 62 to 346 and encodes 94 amino acids. Gene Ontology annotation, biological process: mitochondrial respiratory chain complex IV assembly.